AUGUUCCGACACGGGAAGAUCUUCCACAAACGAGAACCUCAGAACUCGGAUGCGCUCACCUCCCUACCUUCUAUUAUACCAAACCCAACGUCAGGCCUGCCGCAGUCAAUAGCUCCGAGUUCUGUCACCACAGACCCAUCCGUGACCGCCUCAAUCGUCACGGCUCAGGCAGUGUCUGGACUCACCACCAUCACCGAAACACAGACCCUAGAACAGAGCCUCACCGGCCAAGGCAUUGAAACCACCUUUACCACCGAAAGAAUCAAGACCAUCACCGACCCAGCCGAAUAUGCCUCUCUCACUUCGGCAGCUGCGGCUGCAUCCUCCACCUCGACAACUCUGCGGUCCUCGACGACAUCGGCGGCUGCAACAAGCAGUGCUGCAGCCCAUCAGUCUUCUUCCAACCUCGGCACUCUUAUCCCGGCAAUCGUCGUCCCUAUAGCUGUGGUAUUACUGGCCUCCUUGGGUCUAUUUUGGUUCUUCAUGAGACGGAGGCAUCAGAGAGAUCUACAUAUUGAACCAGAGUUUGUGAUGACGGGUAAGGGCGAAAAGUUGAGCAGCCGCUCAAGCAGCAGCAGGUCCACCACAUCUAUCCCCAGGGGGUUUGAGAAAAAGUCUCCGGCGGUCACUCAAACAGAGCUUCCAUCUACCACCUCACCACCGACUCCCAUGUCUGAGUGGCCAUCAGCGCAGAUCGGUGUUGCUCGGCCUCUCACCCCUCAAGAUUCAAAAUCUGCUGGACAGGAUCGACUUUUUGAUCAACCGAGAUCUCUGACUGCCAAUUCUCCGUACCGAAAUAUGCGUGGACCAGGCGCACCAAUGAGGCCGUCAACGUCUGGCCGGGGAGCACAGCCGCCCUCAAGCUGGGAGCAAAACAGGAACAGAAGUAACAGCACGCCGGGCCAGCGUGUUCAACCUCCAACAUCACGCUCAGGCCCUAGUCCGAUCCCUAGGACAGCUCCGAGUCCUGUUCUGCGAAGCGGACCAAGUCCCGUACCUCAGCGGCAAAACCUUACAGAAUCUCCACGACCAGGAGAAUCAUCAGCCUUUCGCUUCCGUGAUCCCUCACCCAAUAUGAAUUUAAGCAACCGAGCACAGGCGCCAUCGCGGCUCGAGGCCGUUCCACCGGGUGCCUUCAACGGCGCCUCGUCCAUAUCACAAUACUCUCCUAUUGUGAAAGAUACGCCGGUCGUUACAAAGGCACCCUCAAACAAACGACCACCGCCACCGAUCAAAACUGCAAAUCUUGGGCCAAAGGGGCACAAGUCGCCCACCUCGGGCAGCCCUCCUAGUCAUGGCUUCACGGAGGAAAAUCUACGCAUUGCGCGAUUGGCCAACUCCUCUCGCCUAGGUUAUACUCCUGGAGAGCCCAGUCCGUCACCUAAAUUGCCUCCACCUGCCACUCGUUCGCAACUGAUACCUCGAGAGAGUCCAAAGGAGCAUCAAGAUCGCUUCUUCGGCGGAAGUGCAAACAAUUCAAUGAUACCCCGUCCCCAAAGAGCAUCAGUUCAUUACAACGCAGCUCGAGCCAGCGUGGUGUCGGAUGCUGACGACUAUGAAGAUAUCGAGGCCAAAUCAGAUGUCAGCAGUCUCAAUGAAUUUGAGCGCUUUGACUUCGGCACCGACAUCAACGGUGGCAGGAGCAGUGGCGGCGGGAACUCCUUGACGUUCUUUGCGGCACAAAAUAGUCCAGCCAGCGAGAGAGGGAGCGCCUUUGGUACUGGAACUCAUGAGCGUUGGUGA
Messenger RNA from Fonsecaea multimorphosa CBS 102226, 1743 nucleotides. RefSeq lists its product as uncharacterized. The transcript has a single exon. The coding region runs from base 1 to 1743 and encodes 580 amino acids. The record is from RefSeq and is a predicted model, not a curated record. NCBI's taxonomy places the organism in Eukaryota, Fungi, Ascomycota, Eurotiomycetes, Chaetothyriales, Herpotrichiellaceae.